Molecule: messenger RNA, 917 nt
Organism: Rhizophagus irregularis DAOM 181602=DAOM 197198
Lineage: Eukaryota; Fungi; Glomeromycota; Glomeromycetes; Glomerales; Glomeraceae
Source: RefSeq, a predicted model, not a curated record
AUGUUUUGUAUAUCCGAUAUUCAUAAUUCAAAUAACUGCGUUAAACGGAUCGAAGAAUCUAUCUUAAAGAAGCAUAUAAAACAUUAUGAAUUUAAACAUUUUUAUAAUGUUGAAAAGAUUGGAAAUGGGAAUUCUGGAGUAAUUUAUCGUGCAAAAUGGAAAAAUUCCGAACAAUAUAUGAUAUUAAAAUCUUUCUAUAACUUUGACAAUGAUGCUACUGUAAAGGAAAUUAUACAAAAUCAAGAUGGUCAGGUGAAAUAUUUAUUGGUAAUGGAGUAUGCUGAUGGUGAUACACUCCAAAACUAUUUGAAAGAAAGUUAUAAGAAACUUACUUGGGAAGAUAAAUAUGAAUUAGCAUUUCAAUUAGUGUCUGCUAUAUCAUGUUUACAUAAUAAAGGAAUCGUACAUCAGAAUUUGCACUCUAAUAACAUACUAGUUCAUCAAAAUACCAUCAAGCUGGCUGACUUUGGGUUAUCAAAAAGAAUUAGAGAUGCAACCAAACAAGAAUCAUAUUUAUCUGGUAUUGUUCCUUAUAUUGAUCCAAAAAAGUUUAUAAUACAAACAUACUCAUUAAAUGAAAAGAGUGAUGUUUAUAGUAUUGGAGUACUUUUAUGGGAGAUAUCAAGUGGACAACCACCAUUUAAAAGUAUUCUUAAUACUUAUUUAGAUACGCAUAUUUUACAAGGGUAUAGAGAAACACCUAUUCCAGGUACACCUACCGAUUAUUCUAAUAUUUAUACUGAAUGUUGGGAUGGUGAACCAAUUAAUAGACCAUCUAUUAAUGAAAUAAUCACCAAAUUGAAACAACUUAAUAAUAAUAAUUUAUUACAUGAAGAAUUAUCCCAUAUUAUUCGAAAUUUUGAUAAAAAUUAUACAAAAGAAAUAGAACCUUCAAUUCAAAAUAUAAAUGAAACAAU